AUGGAUCAACUCGAGGCGGAGGCUUGGCCUUACGGAGAGGAUGAUGUAGCAUCAAUUGACGAGAGACUUUCAAAUUACAGCGCAUCAUUGACGUCGAGUGUUGUCGACUAUCCUAUCGAGUACGGCCGUCGGUAUCAUGCAUUUCGCCCCGGAACAUACGCAUUCCCAAAUGAUGACUAUGAAAUGGACCGACUCGAUCUAGCUCACGCCAUGAUUGUCAAAACCAUUGGCAACAGACUUUAUCUCGCACCGCUGCAAAAGGAGAGAAUUCACAAGAUGCUCGACAUCGGGACGGGCACCGGAAUUUGGGCGGUGGAAAUGGGUGAUUUUUUCCAGAACGCAGAGAUCACCGGAAAUGACCUAAGUCCGAUCCAACCAGAAUGGGUUCCACCGAACGUGAAGUUCGAGGUAGACGACGUGGAAAGUGAUUGGGUUACGAGUAGAAAGUACGACUUCAUCAUGUGUCGGUAUAUGGCCGCGUCCAUCGCCGACUGGCCCAAGUUGGUGAAGAAUGUCUACGACCACUUAAAUCCGGGAGGCUUCGCCGAGUUUCAAGAGAUGGACACAGAGUACUACUCGGAAGACAGUACAUACACUGCGGCACUUGCUACCUGGACGUGGAAUCAGGCAUUCGUAAGCGCCUGCAGAAGCGUGGGUCGCGACCCCUCUCCGGCGGCUAAGAUCGAAAGAAUGGUGAAGGAGGUAGGUUUUAAUGGUGUCUACGCCCGGCAGUUCAAGUGUCCGAUAGGUCCCUGGCCGAGGGACCCGUACUACAAAGAUCUUGGAAUGAUGAACUUGGCGAUCACCUUGAAGGGCCUAGAGGCGUUUACUCUGAAGCUGUUUUGCGAUAUCUUGGGAAGAUCGCGAGUCGAGGUUGAGGUAGAGUUAGCGGCUGUUAGGAAGGAGUUGAAACAGGGGGAUAUGCAUUUGUUGUUCGACAUCUUUGUCGUAUACGGUCAGAAACCGGGUUAUGUUCACUAG
Molecule: messenger RNA, 981 nt
Organism: Colletotrichum aenigma
Lineage: Eukaryota; Fungi; Ascomycota; Sordariomycetes; Glomerellales; Glomerellaceae
Product: Secondary metabolism regulator LAE1
Exons: 10
Coding region: 1-981 (326 amino acids)
Molecular function (GO): methyltransferase activity
Source: RefSeq, a predicted model, not a curated record